Molecule: messenger RNA, 2023 nt
Organism: Scaptodrosophila lebanonensis
Lineage: Eukaryota; Metazoa; Arthropoda; Insecta; Diptera; Drosophilidae
Gene: nAChRbeta2
Product: acetylcholine receptor subunit beta-like 2
Exons: 11
Coding region: 84-1643 (519 amino acids)
Biological process (GO): signal transduction; monoatomic ion transmembrane transport; regulation of membrane potential
Cellular component (GO): synapse; postsynaptic membrane; neuron projection
Molecular function (GO): transmembrane signaling receptor activity; acetylcholine-gated monoatomic cation-selective channel activity
Source: RefSeq, a predicted model, not a curated record
GAAGCAAAAUGUUAUAAGCUGUUCAAAAUAAUUGUAUUUAAGUGCAUAAAUAUUGAGUGAAAAGUGUUGUAAAUACAGCAGAAAUGUUGCGGUGGUAUUUGCUGUGUUUUUUCAUACUGCUACCACUGGCAAAUAGCACACCUCCAAUAAGUUUUGAGGCAAAUCCGGACACCAAACGUCUCUAUGAUGAUUUGUUGAGCAACUACAACCGUCUAAUACGACCCGUUGUCAACAAUACGGAGACACUUACGGUUUGGUUAGGUCUGAAAUUGUCUCAGCUGAUUGAGGUCAAUCUAAAAAAUCAAGUGAUGACCACAAAUCUGUGGGUCAAGCAGCGCUGGUUUGACUACAAAUUGCGCUGGGAUCCCGAGGAGUAUGGCGGCGUGGAGCAAUUGUAUGUGCCCUCCGAGCAUAUUUGGGUGCCUGACAUUGUACUCUACAACAAUUGGGAUGGCAACUAUGAGGUCACGCUCAUGACUAAAGCAACACUCAAGUACACAGGUGAGGUGUUUUGGGAGCCACCAGCAAUUUACAAGUCAUCCUGUGAAAUGAAUGUCGAAUAUUUUCCAUACGAUGAGCAAAUUUGUUUUAUGAAAUUCGGUUCAUGGACCUACAAUGGCGCCCAAGUGGACUUGAAGCAUUUGGAUCAGGUACCUGGCAGCAAUCUCGUCCAGGUUGGCAUCGAUUUAACUGAAUUCUACUUGUCCGUCGAGUGGGAUAUACUUGAAGUGCCCGCCACCAAGAAUGAGGAGUAUUAUCCGGACACAUUGGAGCCGUUCUCAGACAUCACCUUCAAGCUGACCAUGCGACGGAAGACUUUGUUCUACACUGUGAAUUUGAUUGUUCCUUGUGUGGCAUUGACUUUCCUCACGGUGUUGGUAUUUUAUUUGCCCAGCGAUUCCGGCGAAAAGGUUACGUUAUGUAUUUCAAUACUCGUGUCCUUGACUGUGUUCUUCUUGCUCUUGGCCGAAAUUAUACCGCCCACAUCAUUGGCAGUUCCGCUGCUGGGCAAAUAUCUGCUUUUUACCAUGAUACUCGUUUCGCUGUCCGUAUGGACAACGGUCUGUGUGCUCAACAUACAUUUCAGAUCUCCAUCAACGCACAACAUGUCACCGAUGGUGCGUAAAUUGUUCUUGCAUUUCAUGCCCAAACUCAUGAUGAUGCGGCGCACGCAAUACACUCUGCCCGACUACGAUGACUCGACUCCCAGCAACGGCUACACGAAUGAGAUUGACGUGCGCGACAGCAUCAGCGAUUUUCCGAGCGAGUUCAAAGACAGCCAGGAUGGCGCUUACGAUAAUGGCAUGCAGCAUUCUGUGGAUUCCGACAAUGUGAUACCGCGCAACUUAACACCCGAAGUGCUGCAGGCAUUGCGUGCGGUCAGAUUUAUUGCACAGCAUAUCAAGGAUGCCGACAAGGAUAACGAGAUUGUCGAGGACUGGAAGUUUGUGUCAAUGGUGUUGGAUCGCUUCUUCUUGUGGCUCUUCACGUUGUCCUGCGUUUUUGGCACUUGCGCCAUUAUAUGCCAGUCGCCAUCGCUUUACGACACUCGCGCUCCCAUCGAUAGACAGCUGAGUGAGAUUCCAUUGCGCAAAAACAAUUUCAUGCUGCCGCCGGACAUUGUCAGGCAGAUAGUUAAUUAAAUGAGGCCUGAGAAAUAUGCUGUGGUGGAGUCAGGCGAUUUGAUUGUUUUGAAAGAGCAGCCAACGAGACGAAAGAAUGGAAAAGAAAAUUAAAUGAAAGGCAAGGCCAAAAAAUUACAUUAAAAGUGACAUUCAAUAUUGAUGCCGAAGACUAUGUCAAAUGCUAGCGGACAUAUGCGACUUACUUGUAAACAAUUGUAAGACACAACUUUAAAGCUAGAGUAUUUCAUAAAUAUUGCAACGAUAUUAAGGCAUAUUCCAUUAAACUACAUGUCGUUUGAGCAUAUUAUUGUAUUUUCUAAUUAAUUGUCAACAUUAGAGUCACUGAUUAUAUAAUAAUUAAAUCAAGAAAAUAAAUCGAUAAAUAUAUAAAAUAUAAA